This is a messenger RNA of Microtus ochrogaster (prairie vole), 3424 nucleotides long. RefSeq names its product ubiquilin 2 (gene Ubqln2). Gene Ontology annotation, biological process: regulation of macroautophagy; ubiquitin-dependent protein catabolic process; autophagosome assembly. Gene Ontology annotation, cellular component: cytosol. Gene Ontology annotation, molecular function: polyubiquitin modification-dependent protein binding. NCBI's taxonomy places the organism in Eukaryota, Metazoa, Chordata, Mammalia, Rodentia, Cricetidae. The record is from RefSeq and is a predicted model, not a curated record.
CGGGGCGGGGCGGGAGCGCGGGCACCGCAGCUGCAGGAGUUGCUGGGAGAGCGCGCGGCCAGAUCACAAGGCGGCGGCGGAGAAGGCCUGCAGACCUGCUCGCUCAGCCCUCGGCCUCGGCCUACGCCAGACCCUGUGCGCAUCCGACGAUCGGGAGCCGCAGCCUCCAUUCAUCUCUGAGGUACUGUGUUCCGCGCUGCUCGCGGGGCCGCCCAGUCCGCUGCUGCGGCGCCUCCUUCCUUCCUCCUUCCCUCGCGCCCUCUCGCUCGCCAGCGCCUUCCCUGCCAGCCUGCGUCACCGCGGCCGCCAUGGCUGAGAACGGCGAGAGCAGCGGCCCCCCGCGCCCCUCCCGUGGCCCUGCUGCGGCCCCAGGCACGGACCCUGAGCCGGCCGAGCCCAAAAUCAUCAAAGUCACUGUGAAGACUCCCAAAGAGAAGGAGGAGUUCGCGGUGCCCGAGAAUAGCACCGUCCUGCAGUUUAAGGAAGCGAUUUCCAAACGCUUCAAAUCGCAAAUCGAUCAGCUCGUGCUGAUUUUUGCCGGAAAAAUCUUGAAAGAUCAAGAUACCUUGAUGCAGCAUGGCAUCCAUGAUGGACUGACUGUUCACCUGGUCAUCAAAAGCCAGAAUCGCCCUCAGGGCCAGUCAACCACGCAGCCUAGCACUACUGCAGGAACUUCCACGACCACGACCACCACCACCACCACGACGCGAGCGUCGACCACGGGUCCCAGGAGUAACUCCACACCUACGGUCACAAAUAGCAAUCCGUUUGCAUCGGGGACCCUGGGAGGACUUGCUAGCCUUAGCAGCCUGGGUUUGAGCUCGACCACCUUCACUGAGCUUCAGAACCACAUGCAGCACCAGCUCAUGUCUACCCCUGAGAUGAUGAUCCAAAUCAUGGAAAAUCCCUUUGUUCAGAGCAUGCUUUCGAAUCCUGACCUGAUGAGGCAGCUCAUUAUGGCCAAUCCUCAGAUGCAACAAUUGAUUCAGAGAAACCCAGAAAUCAGUCACCUACUGAACAACCCAGAUAUAAUGAGGCAGACUCUCGAAAUCGCCAGGAAUCCUGCCAUGAUGCAAGAGAUGAUGAGAAACCAAGACCUGGCUCUCAGCAAUCUCGAAAGCCUCCCAGGUGGCUACAAUGCUCUGCGGCGCAUGUACACUGACAUUCAAGAACCCAUGCUGAAUGCCGCACAGGAGCAGUUUGGGGGUAACCCCUUCGCCACGGUGGGGAGCAGUUCCUCCUCGGGGGAAGGCACCCAGCCUUCCCGCACAGAAAACCGGGAUCCACUGCCCAAUCCUUGGGCACCACCGCCAGCUACCCAGAGCUCUCCGACCACCACCACGACCACAAGCAGUGGCAAUGUGCCUGGCAGCAGCUCCGCUAGAACGCUCAACGGGAACACCGUGGCAGCAGCUAGCUAUGUUGCUAGCAUCUUCAGUACCCCGGGAAUGCAGAGCCUGCUGCAGCAGAUAACUGAAAAUCCCCAGCUGAUUCAGAAUAUGCUGUCUGCACCCUACAUAAGAAGCAUGAUGCAGUCGCUGAGCCAGAAUCCAGAAUUGGCUGCCCAGCUGAUGAUGAGUAGCCCGCUGUUUGCAGCAAAUCCUCAGCUGCAAGAGCAGAUGCGUCCGCAGCUUCCGCAUUUCCUGCAGCAGAUGCAGAAUCCAGACACACUUGCGGCCAUGUCAAACCCGAGAGCAAUGCAGGCGUUGAUGCAGAUCCAGCACGGGCUACAGACACUAGCCACUGAAGCACCUGGCCUCAUUCCAACCUUUGCUCCAGGUUUGGGGUUGGGAAUCCUGGGAACCACCCUAACCCCUGUGGGCCCAGUCACUCCCAUAGGGCCCAUCGCUCCUAUAGUUCCUUUCACACCCAUAGGCCCCAUUGGGCCUAUAGGACCGACUGUUCCUGUAAGCUCUCCUGGCUCCACCGGCACUGGGAUCCCUACUGCAACCACUGUGACCAGCUCUGCACCUACUGAAACCAUAAGUCCAACUUCAGAUUCUGGUCCCAGCCAGCAGUUCAUUCAGCAGAUGGUGCAGGCCCUGGCUGGAGCGAAUCCUCACCAGCUGCCGAAUCCAGAAGUGAGAUUUCAACAGCAACUGGAACAGCUCAACGCCAUGGGCUUCUUAAAUCGUGAAGCAAACUUGCAGGCCCUAAUAGCAACAGGAGGCGACAUCAAUGCAGCCAUUGAGAGGCUGCUGGGCUCUCAGCCAUCGUAAUUACAGUUCUGUACCUUGAAAAAAAUGUAUCUUAUUUUUGAUAAUGGCUCUUAAAUCUUUAAACACUCACAAAAUCGUGCUUUACUUUUAUUUUGAUUCUUUUAAAUCUGUCUACUUAUAAAUCUAAUACCAUGCAUUUUAAGGUGGAGUCCCUCCCUUCUUUCCUUCCUGCUCCUCCUCCCGCCACCUUCCCUCCCACCCUCGCCCUUCCCUUCCAGCCUGCCCUCUCCCCUCUUUGUUUCCUUCCUUCCCUCCUUCAUUCCUUCCUUUUCUUUGGAUUUUCUUCCUUCUCUGAUUUGAAUGGUGGGGAUCAAUGCUGUUUCACUCAAAGGUGUUGCAUGCAAACACUUCUCUUUAUUCUGCAUUUAUUGUGAUUUUUGGACACAGGUAUCAGCCUUCACAGUUGGGUGAACAAGUUCUGUCCUACAGAUGUCCAGUUUAUUUGCAUUUUAAACAUUAGCCUAUGAUAGUAAUUUAAUGUAGAAUGAAGGUAUUAAAAACAGAAGCAAAUUAUUUGAAGCUCUCUAAUUUGUGGUAAAAUAUUGCUUAUUGUGACUUUGGCAUGUAUUUUUGCUAGCAAAUGCUGUAAGAUUUAUACCAUUCAUUGAUCGUUUUUGUUAUUAUUUGUACACAGUACAGUAAGCACAAUUGGAAUUGUACAUCUAGAAGUAUUACUGUAGAAUCUCUGAGCAGAAUAUGUGUAACCAAAAUAAGAAAGAAUAUAAGAAAUACUCCUGAAGCUAGGUAUGUCUCACAAUUUUGUAGAGUCUUACAGCAUAUUUGAUAAAUUUCUCAGUGAAAAUGUUGGCUAGGCAAGUUCAGUUAAAAUAUAGUAGAAAUGUUUAUCCUGGUUUCUCUAAGUAUACAUUAAUUGUACAGAAAACUUACAGUGUAACAUUGUGUCAACAGUUGCAGAUUGAUUGUAUAUGACCUUAAUCUUUGUGCAGCCUGAAGGAUCAGUGUAGUGAUGCCAGGAAAGUGCUUUUGACCUAAGAUUUCCUCAGCUUCUCCCAUGAAGAGACCCUAAUAUGCAUUUUGAUUUGUAAUUGGAAAUGUAACUUUUACUGGAAGUGUCAUGUGGUGUCUGCAUUACUUUUAACUGCUAUGUAUACAGGAAAGUGUAUCUUUUGACUAUCAGUUAUUUCUCUUGUGCACAGGGAAAAAUGCAUUAAAAUGACUAAAAAAAUAAAAAAAAAUUUAAAAAA